Messenger RNA from Phalaenopsis equestris, 2521 nucleotides. Its product is annotated as VIN3-like protein 2. Gene Ontology annotation, molecular function: protein binding. Lineage: Eukaryota; Viridiplantae; Streptophyta; Magnoliopsida; Asparagales; Orchidaceae. The transcript is spliced from 4 exons. The record is from RefSeq and is a predicted model, not a curated record. Gene Ontology annotation, biological process: vernalization response; epigenetic regulation of gene expression. The coding region runs from base 169 to 2316 and encodes 715 amino acids.
AAGGCUAAAUUUGCAAAACAAAAUUUAUUGGAUUAUUAUUGGCUUCAUCAGUUUCUUCUUUCUUCCGUGUUGGAGGAGGAUGAUCAGAGGGGGGGGAGAAGGGGGUGAUGCUUCGCUUCUUGUAAUGUGAAAAAUUACAGGAAGACGAAACGAAGAGCUAACGCCUCCAUGGAUCCUCCUUUCUUCGGAUAUGUGCUUGACCCAUCAAAAUGCCAGAAGUUAAGCAUCAGGGAAAAGAGAGAGAUUGUUUGGCAACUGGCCAAAUGGCCUGAGAGCGCACCUGAAAAGCUCCAGACAUGGAGCCGCAGGGAUCUCCUACAGAUUCUUUGCGUGGAGAUGGGAAAGGAGAGGAAGUACACUGGCUUAACGAAGCACAAACUAAUAGAGAAUCUCUUCAAAAUCGUAUCUGAGAAGAAGUCGGGUAAGUAUGUAGAUGACACAGAUUCAACUGGGCAUCCUUCCAGGCUUGAUCCUCCAAUCCCAGUGAAAAGACAGAGGAAAAAUGAUCACCCUUCACGUUUGCCAGUUGAAGCGAAUGUUCUCUCACUUAGUGAUGAAAGUGAAGCUUCAAAGAGCACCCGUUUGUGCCUAAAUGUAGCUUGCAGGGCGCCUUUAAGUCUGGAGGAUUUGUUUUGUAAAAGAUGUUCUUGUUGCAUCUGUCAUAAUUAUGAUGAUAAUAAGGACCCGAGCCUAUGGCUGUUUUGCAGCUCAGAAGAUUUGAGUCAUGGUGUUUUAUGUGGUUUAUCUUGCCAUCUAGACUGUGCCCUGAAGGAUGAAAGAACUGGCAUGGCAAAUAGCGGGCAGCGUUCAAAGCUUGAUGGGAGCUACUGUUGCGUUCAAUGUAGAAGAGUGAACAGCUUGCUGGGAUGCUGGAGGAAGCAACUCAUAAUUGCAAAGGAUGCUAGGAGGGUUGAUGUGCUCUGCCAUCGGGUUUCUCUAAGCCAUAAGUUACUCAAUGGAACCCAGAAAUUUCAAAAAUUGCAUGAAAUUGUGGAUGAAGCAAUGAAAAUGUUAGAAUCUGAGGUUGGCCUUCUACUUACCCCGCAAUACAGGGGUCAUGGGAUUGUUAACAGACUUACUGUCGGUGCUGAAGUCCAAAGACUUUGCGCCCGAGCUAUCGAAACUGUAGAUACAUUGUUAUCAAGUGCUCAAUCCGCAAAUUUGCAAUUCCAACAAGCUGUUUCAAUUCCAUCUGAAUUCAUAAAAUUUGAAGAUAAGUCAUCAUCUUCACUUAUUAUAGUUUUGGACUCUGAAACUUACCAUCCAUUUUUAUCCGAAGAGCUGUUUGGGUAUAAAAUUUGGCAUCGUAAAGUUGAUGCAGUUGCAUAUCCUGCCGAGCCAACUUGUAGACUUUAUAAGCCAAAUAGAAAGUUUCUAGUAACUGGACUUGUUCCAGGCACAGAAUACAUUUUUAAAGUUAUUGCAUUUAGUGAAAGAGUAGAAUUGGGGAAUUGGGAAGUAGGAGUGAAAACUGAUGAUUUGAUAAAAAAAGAGGCUAUUAUUCAUCCUGCCGCAGAAGAAGCAUCACCAAAAACUAAUAGCAGCGGCCUCUCAAAUCCCUCUUCUGAAGCAGAUGAGUCUCAUAAUACAGGCAUAUAUGCAGACUUGAAUAAAUCUCCUGGUAACAGUUAUUUUGGUUAUAGAGAAAAACCUGAGGUAAUGGUUUCAGAAAAAUCCUGUGAUCAAAUCUAUAGCUGUAAAGAAAUGGAUGAGGAAGAAAGGCCAGGCCUCUCUGGAUCAGCCCUGGAUGAGGAACCCAACUCUACAUUGAACACGGACUCCCAUCGGGACUCGAACAACUCAACGGAGCUCAACCAGCCAUUAGACAUUCCUAAAUCAGAAAAUGCAUCUACAGCUCCCAUCGGUAAAGAGAUGGUUCUUGUUCCAUGCCUUCCUGCCACUGCUGGCAGGCUGGAAGCUGGAUCUGCCAAAUCCAGCAUUAAUUUACUGCUUGGGACUGGCAUUCCAAAACCAGAGAAGGAGCCUGGGAGCUCAUCAAAGAAAAGAAGUGGGCAAUGUGAUGAAUUCUGUCAGGAGGAUGGACCCAUGGAAGGGGACUAUGAAUACUGUGUUAAAGUGAUCCGGUGGCUGGAGUGUGAUGGGUACAUAGAAAGCAACUUUAGAGUCAAAUUUCUGACAUGGUUCAGCUUGAGGGCGACACUACAGGAGAGGAGAGUUGUGAGUGUUUAUGUUGAUACGUUGAUUGAUGAUCCCGGGAGCCUCGCUGGUCAGCUGGUUGAUACAUUUUCUGAUGCCAUUUGCAGCAAAAGGCCACCACCAGUGCCAAAUGGGUUCUGUAUGAAGCUAUGGCACUGACUAUUGGGCUCUUUCUACUUCUUCCGGUAACUUCGUCUGAGAGAUUCAUUGGAUAUAAAUUGUUGCAUUUAAUUCUUAUUUGAAAGUGUUAUUUAUUUCAUCAAUGAUUUCAGGAUAAGUGAUUUAAGUUUAAUUUGUAAGUUAUACCAUAGCUCAUUUGUCAUUGAACCUUUGAUUUAUAUUACACUAGCCUUCAGUUUCUCAG